Messenger RNA from Daucus carota subsp. sativus, 2688 nucleotides. RefSeq names its product putative pentatricopeptide repeat-containing protein At3g05240. Gene Ontology annotation, biological process: RNA modification. The record is from RefSeq and is a predicted model, not a curated record. The coding region runs from base 161 to 2161 and encodes 666 amino acids. Gene Ontology annotation, molecular function: protein binding; RNA binding. Lineage: Eukaryota; Viridiplantae; Streptophyta; Magnoliopsida; Apiales; Apiaceae. The transcript has 2 exons. Gene Ontology annotation, cellular component: intracellular membrane-bounded organelle.
ACCUGAAAAACUUAAAUUGAUGAAAAAAUCAAUUGCGUAGCCAAGACAAUUAUAAACUGUUGAACCAACUCAUUCAUGAUAGGGGCUAAAUUACAAUGUUUCAUUACAUCAUUACAGUAAAAAGAAUUAGGCGGGCUAAACUGCAAUGAAUGAAUGAGCUAUGAGAAGCAAAAAGCUUGUAAAUUUAACCAGAGCUAUCUCAACAAUUGCAUGCAAAAACAACCCCACGACAAUUCCACUCACUUCGUUACAAUUAGACACAUACAUCCAACCCAGUGAUCGAGACACUAUAUAUUCAUACAACAAAGCCAUUGAUUAUCAAGUAAAGUACGGGUCUUUAAGCUAUGCACACCAACUGUUUGAUGAAAUGAUUGUGAGAGAUGUUGUGACUUGGAAUGCAAUGAUAUCUGGGUAUAACAAAUGUGGGUUUUUUGAGGAGGCUGUUUGGUUGUAUAGACAGAUGGUUGUUGAGGGGGUUUGUGAAAGUUCGAGUACUUUUUCGACUGUGUUGAGUGUGUGUUGUAAUGCAGGGUGGUGUCGACGAGGGCUUGAGGUUUUUUCGAGGGCGGUGGUUCUUGGGUUUGGUUUGAAUGUGUUUGUGGUUAGUGCAGUGAUUAGUGUUUAUAUGGGGAUGAAUUUUUUUGAUGUUGGGUUUAGGUUGUUUAGUGGUUUGAGUGAGAGGAAGUUGGCUGUUUGGAAUUUGGUUUUGAGGGGGUGUUGUGAUUCGGGGCGGUCAAGGGAGUUGUUCGGGGUUUUUAGGAGUAUGGGAGAGGAGGGGGUUAGGGGUAAUGCGCUUACGUUUUGUUAUAUGAUUCGUGGGUGUGGAAAUGAUGAGCUUGUUGAGGAAGGGAAACAGGUGCAUUGUCAUGUAGUGAAGAAUGGCUGGUGUGAGGUGAAUAUAUUUGUUAAGAAUGCUUUAGUUGAUUUUUAUUCUGCUUGCGGAUGUCUGCUUGAUGCUGAGAAAUCAUUUGUAGUUAUUUCGCCCAAGGAUUUGAUUUCGUGGAAUUCAAUGGUUUCUGCAUAUGGAAAUGGUGGUUUGAUAUUUGAAGCACUAGAAAUAUUUUCUAAAAUGCAAUAUUGGGGGAAGAAGCCAUCUGUGCGUUCUUUUGUGGGAUUGUUGACUUUAUGUCGUGAGGAGAAGAAUAUUGUAUUAGGGAAUCAGAUACAUUGUUUUGUCAAGAAAACAGGGUUUGAUGUUGGCAGUGCCUAUGUGCAAUCCGCUCUGAUUGAUAUGUAUGGAAAAUGUGGCGAGAUUGAGACUUCAGUGUCUAUAUUUCAAGGAGAUCAUGAAAUCAGUCUUGAAUCUUGUAACUCAAUGAUGACAUCUCUGUUGCAGUACGACAUGUUUGAUGACGUUGUUGAGUUGUUUGCUAUGAUGCUUGCCAAGGGAAUCAGAUUUGAUGAAGUUAGUAUCUCUACCACACUAAAAGCACUAUCACUUUCCAAUUGUGCUAGCUUGAUGGGCUUCCUAAUGCUUCAUUGUUGUGUGAUAAAAUCAGGGUUUGUGAUCAACUCGGCAGUUUCAUGCUCUUUAAUUGAUGCAUAUUCUAGAUCUGGCCAUGUUAAAUGCUCUCACCAAAUUUUUGAAGAACUGCCCUCAGUAAACGUCGUGUCAUUUACAUCAAUCAUUAAUGCAUAUGCGAGGAAUGGAAUGGGAAUGCAAGGCCUUGGGAUGCUUAAAGAAAUGACCGAAAAGGAUGUGAAACCUGAUAAAGUUACAUUCUUGUGUGUAUUAAACGGGUGCAACCAUUCAGGACUUGUUGAAGAGGGGAAAAUGGUGUUUGAUCUAAUGAAAACUGUUUAUAAUAUACCUCCAGACCUAAAACAUUAUUCAUGUAUGGUGGAUUUGUUUGGACGUGCAGGGUUGCUGGAAGAUGCAGAAGAGCUUCUUAAACAAGCACCAAGAAAGGACGAUUCUGUCCUUUGGAGUUCGUUGUUGAGGAGUUGUAGGAUCCACCGAAAUGAGGAUGUCGGUAGGAGAGUGACAACUAUACUGAUGGACCUUGAACCUGAGGAUCCUGAAAUUUGGUUGCAAGCUUCCAACUUCUAUGCUGAAAUAGGAGAAUUUGAAACUUCAUCGCAUAUUAGAGAGGUUGCAGUAGCAAGAAAGAUGAGGCUGGAUAUAGGUAACAGUUUAAUUGAAACGAGGGGUCAUUUGUAAAUCGGUCUAGACCCUGCAGAUUGGAUGUCGUAGACAAUUUUUAAAGUUUCUACUUCUAGUCUGAAGUCUUGCUAUCAUGCAUCCAAUUUUGUGUGUGAUGCAUGGGGAUGCUAGAAUCUGCUCCAAAUCUGCUCCACAACAAUUGCAAUACGUUGAAGGAAGUAGAAUCAAGAUAUUGUUAUUGAUGAUGAAACAACAGAAGUGCAUGUAAUUAUAGACUUUAAGCAUGCGAUCUUUACGGGGAUCUGCUCGAUAAUAUGAUCAGGCGGUGAUCGCAGCCAUACGUAACAUGCCAUACGUAACAAAACAUUGAUGCACGGCGACUGAGAGAGUCCGAAGAAUUAGGGGUUGUUUGGUUGACGGGAAUGUGAAAUAUUUUGUUCAUUCCAAACCCAUAGCUGGUGUUUGGUUUAAGAAAAUAUACUUUCAAACUCAUACUUCAAAUUCACAAGAUAUGGGUUUGAUACCCAAAGGAGUAGUGAGUAGGUGGGUAUGAAAUGGUGGGAAUAAAUUUCAUUUUUAAUUUU